Molecule: messenger RNA, 5303 nt
Organism: Chrysoperla carnea
Lineage: Eukaryota; Metazoa; Arthropoda; Insecta; Neuroptera; Chrysopidae
Gene: Hipk
Product: homeodomain-interacting protein kinase 2
Exons: 10
Coding region: 491-5107 (1538 amino acids)
Biological process (GO): peptidyl-threonine phosphorylation; peptidyl-serine phosphorylation
Cellular component (GO): cytoplasm; nucleus
Molecular function (GO): protein serine/threonine kinase activity; protein tyrosine kinase activity; ATP binding
Source: RefSeq, a predicted model, not a curated record
UUGAAGUCGCGAAAGUAUAACACUAACACGAUGUAAUACGAAGUAACGAUCAAAUCUUUGUUGGUAUUGUAAUUUUAGUGUGUUUUGUAACACAGUGUAGAAUUGGUCAUGAAUAUCUUUGUGCGUAGAAAAAAUUAAAAAUGCUUUGUGAAAUCAAGAAAUAAUGUACAAAAUAAUUGUGUAUUGGUUUUAUAAAACUGGACAAACAAUUAUGUUCAAUAUAUUGACCUAAUUUGGGGGUGUUUGUGUGUUUUGUGAGGAGAAAUUUUGUGAAGUGGCUUCGUUUCAAAACAUAUUAUGUUGACGAAAAUAGUGUUGGUUUCGUGACAUUUGUGUGAGGAUUUGAGGAAUAAUAAAUAAUAAACAUAAAAAAAAAACCGUAACAGUAUAAAAUAAAUCACUCAAGAUGGCUGAUUUUAUAAAAUUAUAACUUUGUCACCGAUGACACAAUGCAAAUGAAACCGUUUUCAACUCAGGUGAUAGAGAGGGAAUGCAUGACAUGUUCAUCCCGUCUCAACAUCUGUCAAGUAACAGCAGCAAUAUCGGCGUGGUACAAAUCAACCAGAAGAAACGAAAAGCCGAUCAUUUUCUUAGCAACAGCGGCAAUCACCACAAUAGUGAUUUUACAACAAAUUAUUCAACAAAUCUUGAUACAAAUCUAUUAUCAUCAACGCAUCAACACAAUCAACAGCAACAAAAUUCAACAAGCCAUCAUCACCAACACGGAACUGAUAUCAACAACACAGUUAUCGGCAACAAUACCUCAUCCAUAUUACUAUCAUCAUCAAAUCAACAUCAAAAUCAACACAGUAACACAACAAGCUCAACAUAUCUAAUCAAUCAUCCAAAUAAUCCAAUAAAUAAUAGUAAUAUUAUUUAUCAUCAAACACAAUAUGGAACAAAUAAUAAUUUAGGUAACAGUGCUGCCACUGGUGGUAUAAAUCAUAAAUUACAAGUGCAUAAUAAAAAUAGUGGCGCUACUAGUGAUUUAGAACUAAUUACUGAUAUAAAUAAUACAACUGUUGUAAGAACAAGUGCUGCCAACACAACACAAUUUAAUAACAGUAGUGGUGGUGUUGAGAAUACAACAUUUAAUAUUGGAACAGGAACAGGUACAUGUGCUGGUACAGGGGGUGGAGGAAAUGUUCAUACUGAUAACACACAAACAACAACAACGGACACAACAUUAUCUACGAAAUCAUCGGGUGGUACUACAAGCCCAUCAACAAACGAUAAUACUAACGAUACAAUUAUCGCUCAAACAUUUGUACGAGCAUCAACAAUUAAACUGUUAGAUACAUAUCAACGGUGCGGUCAAAAGAGAAAAACGUGGUCGCGAGAGGGUUAUGGUGAUAGCUCUGGUCAAACAACCUGCAGUGGAGCAGAGCAAACAACAACAACACAUCAUACGUCGUCACAACGUGCGGCUGGCGGUGGCGGAGGAGGUGCUGGUCUACAGCAACAAGGCAACGGUACGGCGGCGACAGCAGCACAUCACGGUGAAACGUGUCAUACAGCAGUCACCACGACGGCUCACAGCAAAGUCACCACCGCGGCAGGGGGUGCUAACCCCCAGCCGCAAGGUAACAAACGCUCAUCAAGUGGAGCAGACGGAGAUUACCAAUUAGUACAACAUGAAGUGUUAUAUUCUAUGACAAAUCAAUAUGAAGUACUUGAAUUUCUUGGACGUGGGACAUUUGGCCAAGUGGUCAAAUGUUGGAAGAAGGGUACAAAUGAAAUUGUCGCAAUUAAAAUACUUAAAAAUCAUCCAUCAUAUGCUAGACAAGGACAAAUUGAAGUUAGCAUACUAUCACGGCUCAGUCAAGAGAAUGCAGAUGAAUUUAAUUUUGUUCGAGCAUACGAAUGCUUUCAACAUAAAAAUCAUACGUGUCUCGUAUUUGAGAUGCUUGAACAAAAUUUAUAUGAUUUUCUUAAACAAAAUAAAUUUUCACCAUUACCAUUGAAAUAUAUUCGACCUAUUUUGCAACAAGUUCUCACUGCUUUACUUAAAUUAAAGCAAUUGGGUUUAAUACAUGCUGAUUUAAAACCAGAAAAUAUUAUGUUAGUUGACCCUGUACGACAACCAUAUAGGGUGAAAGUAAUUGAUUUUGGUAGUGCAUCACAUGUAAGCAAAGCGGUCUGUAAUACAUAUUUACAAUCACGAUAUUAUCGUGCACCAGAAAUUAUACUUGGAUUACCAUUUUGUGAAGCAAUCGAUAUGUGGUCAUUGGGUUGUGUUGUUGCUGAACUAUUUCUGGGGUGGCCAUUAUAUCCUGGCUCCUCGGAAUACGAUCAAAUACGCUAUAUAAGUCAAACACAGGGUUUACCCACUGAACAAAUGUUAAAUAAUGCAUCAAAAACAACAAAAUUCUUUUAUCGUGAUAUGGAGAGUACAUAUCCAUUUUGGAGAUUAAAAACACCAGAAGAACAUGAAGCUGAAACUGGUAUUAAAUCAAAGGAAGCUAGAAAAUAUAUAUUUAAUUGUCUGGAUGAUAUUGGACAAGUAAAUGUACCCACUGAUCUUGAAGGUGGUCAAUUACUUGCAGAGAAAGCUGAUAGAAGAGAAUUUAUUGAUCUUCUAAAAAGAAUGUUAACAAUGGACCAGGUAGAACGGAGGAUAACUCCUGGUGAAGCAUUAAAUCAUGCUUUUGUUACACUUGCACAUUUAGUUGAUUAUGCGCAUUGUAAUAAUGUAAAGGCUAGUGUACAAAUGAUGGAGGUAUGUCGUCGUAACGAUUAUAAUAAUUCUGGUUCAAGUUCACAUCAUCAAUCAUCUCAACAACCACCUCAACUAAUAACAAAUUUUGUUCCAAAUUCUAAUGGAAAUGUUACAUUUACUAUUAAUAAUCAAUUAACGAGUGUACAACGAUUAGUACGUGAUAGCAGGGCGUCUGGCUACGAUAAUUUGUAUACGACACUUUACAAUGGAGGGCGUAGUAUGGGACGGCAGUAUACAAGCGGAGGUGGCCCACAACUAAUGUCAAGUCUACUUUGUACAGCUGGACCUACAUAUCAAGGAUUAGGUUCACCAGCAAAACAUGUAGCAGUUGUUGCUGCUCAACAGCCAGCGGCUUUACAAAUUCAACCACCAAUUCUCUCACAGCAACAACAGCAGUAUGUACCAGUGAGUGUGGUCGAACCGGGUGGUCGGCAAAUGUUACUUACAAAUGCUGUGCAAACAUCAUGGCCUGCAAGUCGUCAAAUGGCCAUUGUACCUUCGUGGAAUCAAAUACCUGCACAACAUGCUGCAAUGCAACAGUCAUUAUUAUCGGAGGCUGGUGAUUGGGGUCGACCUCUUAUUGUUGAUUCUUCUGGAAUUUUACAGGAGCAAAGACCAGUAUUCCCAGUAGAUGUUCCAACUGAAGUGUACAAUACUGGUAUUGUUGAACAUUCAAGUGGUGCCUGGAGUACGACAAGUGGCAAGCGUACAUCGAAAAAUUCACAUCACUUGAUUCAACAAUCCGCACCACAUCAUAAUCAUCACAGUCAUUUGAUGGUACCGAGUCAUCAUCGGCAAUCGGAAAAGAAAGAACCAACUCAAUUAAGUCCAGUCAAGAAACGUGUAAAAGAAAGUACACCCCCAUCUUCCGAACAAGUAUGCGCUGUAACUUCAUCAAAUCGUAAUUCACGACGUACAAAUAAUAAUCACAAUUCCUCACCAUCAAAUAAUUGGGGACAAAAUCAACCUCAAUAUAAUUUAGUUGUUCACUCAAGUAACAAACAUCAUUCGGAUCAACAUCAAGUUGUUCCAUCGUCGACCACGAAUAAUAAACAAAAUCGACAACAAACGAUUACAAUACGCGAUACACCGUCACCGGUGUCAGUAAUCACAAUAUCCGAUAGCGAAGAUGAAGCCCCAACUAAAUCGAGCGUAACGAGUGGUGGUAGUACUUCGAAAUCAUCACAUCGAGCGAUUACAAUACCUGAAGUUGUACCACAAACUAAUUCACACUCAUCUUCAGGUUCAUCGUCAUCACGCAGUCAACGUAAAAAUGUGAUAUCAUGUGUUACAGUUGGUGAUAGUGACGGUGAAGAACAGCGUAGUCCGCAAAUACAAAUUCAAUCAAAUCAGAACCAGAGUGGUUCUCAUCACUCUCAACAACAGCAAGUUUAUUAUCAACAACAAAUGAUUAAACAUGAACCACAAUCAGUUCAACCUCAGAUAUCUUCACAGCAGUACAAUUAUGCAUCAUCUCAAUCACAAAAGAAGCGCUUAUUAGCUAAAGCUCAAUCUGAAUGCAUGCUCAACAAUGUAUCAACGAAACAAGAGCCAGGUACAUCUAAUGAUGGCAGCAGUGGUUACCAUUCUAGAUCCAACGAAUAUUUAAUUCAACAACAACCGACACACAUAUCCAGCGGAUCUCAUUGCAAUUCGGCAUGUAAAGAAGCGGCAGCAAAUAAUUCUGCAGCUGGAUAUCAAUACGUAACAACUGAUGGUCAUGGACAAGAGCAUAUUGUGUAUUCAAAUGGAAAGAAACGUGUUUCAUGGGCACCACCUCCACCAGUAGCGCAUGCACCAUCUGGUGUACAUAAACGUGAAUCAGUUGCGGUGCCUGUUGUUACGCAUCGAGAUUACCAUGUACCUGUUCAAACGCAUAAAGAGUAUAUACAGCCGCCAGCUGCACAUACAAAUCGUGAACAACAUUUAUUAGCGGCAACUGCACCAUCAGCUAAAGGAUGGGGACCAACACACCAAUCGUUGCAUCCUGGUUAUGGACACAGCAGUGCACAUCUAUCUCCACAACCGCUGAGUCAUCAUGCAACGGCACGGCUGAGUCCGCUUGCCGCUGCAGCUGGUCAGCCUUUGUAUCAUCAAGCAGAGUUGUAUCGACGACCUGCUGUAUACGUCACAAGUCAGCCUGCAUAUCUUUCAGCAACACAUCAGGUGCCAUUUGCUGCUGCUGCGGGUCGAGCAUUACCACCGCCUGCACACCAUUCAAGCGCCCGCCCCGUUUUAGCAGCACAUCCGGGCCAUCCAUUACCUGCGCAUAUGCAAUUUCCAUCACACGCGCAAGUAGCUGCAGCAACCGCACCAUAUGGAUUUGGUCCAUUAUCACCAACAAAACCACAACAUUACCAUCAACCAAGUUUAUGGUUUACUGAAUAACAAUCAACUUCGCCAAAAAUAAGGCAUAUUAUUUUACGUUGUUAAAACGAAACAAAAACAAUUUAAAGAAAACAAACUUGUAUGAGACAAGUCUUUGUUAAAACGAUUAAUUGAGAAAAAAUGAACUGUAAUUUUUUUUUCUUUUUAUUUUUUUUUAAAGUACACAUGCAUGUCUUGAUUAAAUAGACAAUAAAUA